UUAUGCUCUCUCCCAGAUUCAACAGACUUUUCAGUUUUAGCAGUAUCUCUUCACCAAUCUACUAUUAGUAGAGUUUUGUAGUUUAAAACACUUUCCAAUGCUUCUAUGAGACUCUCCUUGGUCAGCAGCUUCAAUAAUUUGUCCAAUUUCUAUAUUAACUAAGAAUGUCUCAGCAAUGGUACACAUUAACAAAAAGUUUGGCUUCAGCAGUUGAUAUAAUUAACACUAUUGAAGUUGGUAAGCUAACUAGACUAUGCAAAAGAGUUCUUGAAACUAUACAUUUGAAGAAUGACAAAGCAUUCACAUCAGAAGAAGAAGAUAAAUUGCAACUAGCAUUUGAUUUAUCAAGCGGCGAAGUGGAACUGCUAUUAGAAAUAAUAUCAUUUAUCUGGGAACAAGCUGCAUAUCAUUUAGCAAAGGGAAAUAUAUUUGCACAACAGUUAAGCAUUAUUGGCAUUCAUGAUGAUAAGAUAGAAGUUUUUACAAGUUUAUGGAAAGAACUGGGACCAAUGGUCAUAGAACAUUUUCGAAAAAGAAGUCUGGCACCAAAGCAACUGGAUACCAUAAAAUGGAAUUUAAAUGUAGAAGUUGCACAAGCUAACAGAAUCAAGCUGAAAACACCAAAUGCUAUUGUUGAACUUGGUUUAGAUAAUGCUGAUAACAAAAUAGCUGAAAAGAUUCAAUUACAGUUUGACCACAGCCAAUUGUAUUCAUUUUUUAAUCAACUAGAAGCUAUUCAACUUCAUCUAGAUGCUCUUAAUUGAAUGUCCUAUUGUUAAUAAAUCAUCUGAACUACAGCAGUUUUUGUUGACAUAUGAAUCAUUAAAAGAUA
Messenger RNA from Hydra vulgaris (swiftwater hydra), 832 nucleotides. RefSeq names its product COMM domain-containing protein 10. Lineage: Eukaryota; Metazoa; Cnidaria; Hydrozoa; Anthoathecata; Hydridae. The record is from RefSeq and is a predicted model, not a curated record.